UGGCCUCCUUAUUAUUUGUGUAUGCCUCCACUUCUCCUUGGAGAUAAAACUUAUGAAAAACGACCACAUUUCCUAUUUUUCUCUCUGUCUCAGAGGAGCAAUACGGCGGUCCUGGGGAUUUGUGUCACCUUCCUUGUUAAGGGUUGCUUUAAAUCUAUGUUGUUAAUCCAUCUCCACUUAAACCCGAUCCUCCUUUCACCUCUGUCCAUCUCUCCCUCUCUCUCCACCCAUCCCUCUCUCUCUCUUUCUCUGCCAGCGGGAUCUGGGGCACGAACAUGAGUCAUAUUUCAUUAGAACACAAACACAAUACAGACCCGCCGUGCCGCCUCUCAGUGUUGCAGACACCGACUCCAGCAGAGUGCAUUAGCGGUAAUGAUUACACAUGCAUUUACUGGCAGGAUGCGAAGAGCGCAAAACAACAAUUUAACAGAAAGUCAAACCUUCCACUUCUAUAGAGAUUGUACAUUGAGUGCAUGGUGAAAUUGUGCACUACGCUGUGCUACCAUUCAAAAACGCAUAAGAAGGAGUGUGCGCGACAUUGUUUCCGUUUGUGCGUGUGGGUCAUUGGUGUGGGUGUGUAGGGGCAGCCUGGUCAGUAAGCGAGUCAGUGUCUGAUAUAACAGCACUCCUCGUCUAUGUUUGAACUUCGUGCCUGAACAUAUUACCGAUGUGUCAUGCCAUGUUUUUAAGCGCGGAGCUCUGUCAUGCGAAUCCCCUGGUACGCCCACGCACAGCGCACGCACGCUCGUUCGUUCACUCCCAAGACGACACCGAAUCCGUGACUCUCUCCAGUUGAGCUGGUGACGCUGUUCGCUCUCUGGCGGUAGAACGGGGAUGUUUGGCAUUUCUACGGAUUUGUGCUUGCACGGUGCUUCUUCUGUGAGAUGGACGGAUGGAGAGGACCAGUGACCAAACAUGCCUACAGUCCUCCGCGGCACGGGAAAACUUUCCAUCGUCUGUUCACUGAUUCGUUGCGCAUCUCAGCAUCUGGAACAGGAAAUGGUGGUGGCAGGCAUGUAUUGCUCUGUCUCACAGGUCACAGGAAGUGAGCGUAACGGCUGUUGCAAAGAUAAUCUAGGGGACAUGACCCAUUCCUGGCCGUCCCAGCAACCCUCAGGAGGGAGUCAGGCCCAGUGCUUUCCCUAUUACCCUAAGGAAGCAAAGCAGCACACAACUCAGCAACCUUGGGAGAAUGUGCAGCAGCUGAGGAUGACCCAGCCUCACGUGGCGCCUCACAAAUCCAUGCUCGCUGAUGACUUGAAGCUCAGCAGUGACGAGGAGGAUGCUGACAAGGACCCUGAGCAGUCAGCCUCCUGGACUGGUAACAAUAGUCUGUCGGAGCAGCACACACACACACAUGGUGGGAGGGUGAGACGUUCAGGCUCAGACUCUUCAGGCUCAGACUCUUCAGGCUCAGACUCCUCCAGUGAGUCGGAGGAGGAGAGCAGUAGCCAGCGCCUUUGUAGCCCCAGCCCAGAAACACACUCCGAUCCUGGGACGCCCACCGACGCUCAGUCCCUCGGCUGCACCGAGGAGACAGAUCACCCCCCCACCACUCAGUGGCAGCUGGAUAAGUGGCUGAAGAAAGUCCGAAAAAAAUCCUCCUCCUGGGAUUCCAGCAACCGAGACCACACCCAGAGAGCUACAGAGCACAGCUCGCCCUCCCCAGACCCCCACAGAGCCCCGUCCCCGGCCAGAUCCUGGGGGACCAGAGAGGACUACAGCCCCAGCCAGAGCCCUGUUCCCAGCCCACACUUCAACUACAGCCCCAGGCAUAGUCCUCGGCCUAGCCCUGGCUGCAGCCCCUGUCUCAGUCCUUGCCCCAGCCCAAGACACAGUCCCAUCCCUAGCCCGGUCACUGGUGUCUGUCUGAGCCGCAGCCCUAGCCCCAUACCCCGACACCCCCCUAAGAGUCCUAGUCCCAGCCUUACUCAGUCUAGCUCCCGUCACUAUCCUCAGGUUCGGAGUCUUCAUCAGGAAAGCUUCAGGCCUCUCACGCGGCCUAGCUUAACAUCCAGUCCGAGCCAUAGACCCAAAAUCAGGAUCGCACCUGCUCCCAGCAUUGAGUCCAAGAGCAAACUGAGGCACAGUUCCUCUCCCCAGCCUCCGCUUCAGCACAGCUCCAGGCCUAAACCCAAACAGAGCCAGUCUGUUCCCACUCCCAAGAACACAGCCAAGGCAGCCCCUGCUCUGAGCGCUGAGCCGAGCCACAGACCCAGACCUAGUCCCAACUCCAGUCCCAGGCUUCAUUCUCAGCCUAGGUUGAAACACAACCCCAUCCCAGCCCUCAAAACCAGCCAACACCUAACAACCUCUGGACAAAGGCCCAAGGAGAGUAGCAGACUCAGCCACAAUUCCAACUCCAACCCCAGGCCCAAGUUUGGGCCUAGUUUGACAAUCAGCCUCAGUACCAGUCCCAGUCCCACACCCAGGGCCAAGACCUUACCACCCGCAGACCCUAGCAGAGAGGCCAGCAGCAGAGUUGGUCACAGUUCCAAAUCGACUCCCAAGCCACAUUCUCGGCCGAUCUCCAAAGCUGGUUCUGGGCCUAGUUCUAGAUCCAGCCCCAGUCCUAGACCCAAAGUCAAGUCCCGGGAGAACCCUGCUCCACACUCAAAGCAUCCACAGAGGAAGCCCCAAUCCAGGGAGAGAGAACGGGAGGUGGACAACCAGAGAGAGACCGAGGCAGCAGACAGGAAGGCAGACAGGCAGACAGAGGGAAGGGGGAGGGGUAAUUUAGAGAGACAGGGAGAGAGGCAGGAGGAGAAACUGGGAGAGAGAAGACUGGCAGAGGAUAAAUUGCUAAGACGCCCCUGGGUCCAGAGUUCAGAGGAGGAAGAGGACGUAGAGGAGAGAAAGAGGAGGAGGGAGGAGAGCGAGAGGGAGGAGAAGAGGAGGAGGAGGAAGGAGCAGCAGAGAGGUGAAUGGCAGGCGGUCCAGCCCAAGCAGAGACCUCACACCAACAGCGAGCGACACCGCAAUCCCAUUGAUCCACAACGCCACGGGACCAAGAAAAAGAGGAGGAGGAAGAGUGAGGAGGAAGAGAGAGAGUCUCAGCCGGACCCUUCCCUUCCGUCGUCGCCCUCCUCCCCCACUCCUGUCAUCCCUCCCACAGAUUCCUCCUCUUCAUCAUCUUCCUCAUCAGAGUCCGACUCGGAGCCCAGUCUGCCUCCCAACGUCGCCAAAGUCCCAGCCGACUCCACGUCCAGCCAGCGUCCUAUCCCCAGGAGAGGGCACCAGGGCCCUGGGAGGCCUUCAGACAGCAGGCCAGGAGUGCUCUACCCCACUGCCACAUCCAACCAAGACCACGGGCCGCAGAGCCAGGCAAAGCAGAAACUCUACACCUUGGUCCCGUUUGGGCGUAGUGAGCAGGCCCCAGCCUCCCAUCGAGGCCUGAGGAAUCUGGUGGUGCAGUUAAACCUCUCCCUGCUCAGCAGAGUGCCUGAUACUACGACAGACACCCAAGCCUCUCACAAACACCCCUCCUCUUCCUCUUCCAAGCAAAAAGAGGCCAUGAGACACCUGUACACCCCAGAGACAGAGGGAGGAGACAGCAGGAGGAAACGGAAGUCAGAGAAUGGAAUCCAGCACCACAGAGAGAGUAAGCGGAGUAACUCCCACACCAAUGGCCCCUCAGCCCACACAGAGUCUACAGCUAACAGAGAGAGUAAGCGGAGUAACUCCCACACCAACGGCCCCUCAGCCCACACAGAGUCUACAGCUAACAGAGAGAGUAAGCGGAGUAACUCCCACACAAAUGGCCCCUCAGCCCACACAGAGUCUACAGCUAACAGAGAGAGUAAGCGGAGUAACUCCCACACCAAUGGCCCCUCAGCCCACACAGAGUCUACAGCUAACAGAGCGAGUAAGCGGAGUAACUCCCACAACAACGGCCCCUCAGCCCACACAGAGUCUACAGCUAACAGAGAGAGUAAGCGGAGUAACUCCCACACAAAUGGCCCCUCAGCCCACACAGAGUCUACAGCUAACAGAGAGAGUAAGCGGAGUAACUCCCACACAAAUGGCCCCUCAGCCCACACAGAGUCUACAGCUAACAGAGAGAGUAAGCGGAGUAACUCUCACACCAACGGCCCCUCAGCCCACACAGAGUCUACAGCUAACAGAUGUCUAGACCCCCACACAGAUGCCAGACACAACGGGUUCUUGGAGGACUACCUAGACAGUAAGAGGCCACUGUCCCCCCUGUCCCCUCUCUCUGACACCCCGGACCUCACCAAGCCUCCCAUCAAAACACAGCCCCCAGUGCAGCACUACACAAACAGUGAGGUGCCCAGGACCCAUGCUAAGAUGGAGGUGGAGUGUGUAGGUGUGUCAGGGAAGCCCCCGCCCAAGUGUGAAUCCUGGGGACCUUCUUUACAACGGGCAGGGAGCCAGAGAGGAACUGUACUCAACCAUGAACCCCCACACCAUGCUGAGUACUACAUGCAUGAGGCCAAGAGAAUGAAGCACCGUGCAGAUGCCAUGGUGGAUAAGCUGGGGAAGGCAGUGAACUAUGUGGAUGCUGCUCUGUCCUUCAUGGAGUGUGGCAAAGCUAUGGAGGAGGGACCGCUGGAGGACAAGUCUCCCUAUACCAUGUACACAGAGACAGUAGAGCUCAUCAGGUAUGCCAUGAGGCUGAAGAACCACUCUGGCCCUGGGGCCAGACAGGAAGACCAACAGUUGGCCGUACUGUGUUUCCGGUGCCUUGCUCUCCUGUACUGGCAGAUGUUUCGUCUGAAGAAGGACCAAGCCAUGAAGUACUCCAAAGCUCUACUGGACUACUUUAAGAGUUCUCCCAAAGUGCCAACUACACCCCCCAUCUGGAGCGACUCAGGAAAGGGCACAGGGGGGCCUCCCUCCUCUCUCUCCCCCAGCCCCUCAGCCCUCCCCCUGGGCAGCUCCCCCUCUUCCCUCAUCAACAUUCCCCUACGUAUCCACCAGAUGGCAGCAAACCACCUGAACAUCACCAACAAUGUCCUAUACAGCUACGAGUACUGGGAGCUAGCAGAAAGCCUGGUCAGAGACAACAAUGAGUUCUUUAACUACCUGAAUACACUGUCAGGGCCAUUGACUCUCCACAGUAGUAUUGCUCAUGCAGUCCAGUACACCAGACAGGGUCUGCAGUGGAUACGCAUCAGUGCCAACGUGGGCUAGUGGCAGGAGGGAGAGAGGGACACAACCAGUGGGAUUAUAAAUGGAGGAUUCCCCCUGCAUUCCACGUCGUCAGGAUUAUUAUUAUGCUUCAAUUCUCAGCAUGUACCGUAAAUUAUGGAUUGGAUUUAUACACAGUGGUGAUGCUUUACCUUGUGCUUUAUCUUGAUUGGGGGAAGGUGUUGUUAUUCCUACAAUCAAGCAGAGCGAACUGUCUUGGUAUCUCUUUCCUCUUCCUGUUCGGAUUGUCAGUGCAGAUCUACAAAGUGCCACAUGGAUUUAAAGCCUUUAAACUUGCUGCUUUGCCAAAUGUGCCACGCGUGAUGAUGAAACAAACACAGAAACUGUCUAACAAGGACAUUUUAAGAGAAACAUGGCACAGUGCACCAGUGAGGACUUUAUGAUUCUUCUACUGUACAAAACAGACUGUAAAAGAUCAAGAGACCUGGACUACAUUUCUGAAUACAAAGCAUUCAACCACAGUAAAACUCUAACUAGCCUCCGCUGCAAAAAGCCACUGUGGAAACCAGUGACCAUUUCCUGUCCACUGGGCAUAGACGCCAGUUCAAUGUCUAGUUUUGAUUUAUGUUUGGUUGAGUUGUCUACUAACGUGAAUUCAACGUGAAUAAACAAAAAAUGUCACCAUGUUAUUGGAUUUAGGUUAAAAGUCAGUUGGAAAAAAUACAAAAUUCCCUCGUGUUGAUGACUUUUUACAAAUCCAAUCAGUUUUCCAUGUUGAUUCAACGUCAUCACAUUGAUUGUUAUUGUUAAAAUGACGUGGAUACAACAUUCAACCAGUUUGUGCCCAGUGGGAAGAGACCUGGACUGCAUUUCUGGACUACAUUUCCCGUGAGCCUUUACAGGACGAAUGUAUUCAUCAUGGGAAAGGUGAAGUUGGGAUUUUGAGUUUUCUUUUGGAUUGUCAGACCACUCAUCCCAAAGGGUAGAUCAAGUUACCGGCAGCUUUGCUUUCAUGACUCCACUGUGUGAUGGCCUUUUUAAUGACAUUUUGAGAUACCUUUCACUUUUUUAUGUGCACUGUGUGUGUCAGACCAUUCAUUUUUACAAAAAUACCAAAACUAGAGCAUUUAGAUGUAGUUUUUUUGGCCAGUAUUCAUGUUCCUGUCUUUGCAAAAUUAUUAUUUAUAAUAUCGUCUAAUGUGUUUAUCAAAAGUUACAUACCAAAAUGUGUUUCAUAAAUGUCUUUUUGAUAUUGCAAAUUG
This is a messenger RNA of Salmo salar (Atlantic salmon), 6374 nucleotides long. The record is from RefSeq and is a predicted model, not a curated record. Lineage: Eukaryota; Metazoa; Chordata; Actinopteri; Salmoniformes; Salmonidae.